Neolamprologus brichardi is the source of this 882-nucleotide messenger RNA. It is a transcript of the gene pvalb3, whose product is annotated as parvalbumin 3. Lineage: Eukaryota; Metazoa; Chordata; Actinopteri; Cichliformes; Cichlidae. Gene Ontology annotation, molecular function: calcium ion binding. Gene Ontology annotation, cellular component: cytoplasm. The record is from RefSeq and is a predicted model, not a curated record.
UGCACACAGUGUCUGUUACAUAGCCUAUGCAUCAUAUUUCGGGUGAGACAAGGUAUAUAAGCUGGUGAGAGUCGCUGGGGGCUUUACUGCAGUCACCAGAUUCAUCUGAGCGAAUCCACUCUAGUCUUAGCCAGACCCUAAGUUAAAAAAUGGCAUUCGCCGGAGUCCUGACCGAAGCUGACAUCACUGCAGCCCUUGCAGCUUGCCAAGCUGCCGACUCCUUCAAGCACAAGGACUUCUUUGCUAAGGUCGGCCUGGCAGCCAAGUCCGCCGAUGAGAUCAAGAAGGCCUUUGCCAUCAUUGACCAGGACAAGAGUGGCUUCAUUGAGGAGGAUGAGCUGAAGCUGUUCCUGCAGAACUUCUCUGCCAGUGCCAGAGCUCUGACUGAUGCUGAGACAAAGGCAUUUCUUCAGGCCGGUGACUCUGAUGGUGAUGGCAAGAUCGGAGUUGAUGAGUUCGCUGCCAUGGUCAAGUCUUAAAUGAAUGAACUGACCAACUGACUGACUUCACAACUCUAAAGGAACAACUUGAAUCAAGACAUCCUUUUCCUCUCUUCUUCUCCUCUUCCCAUUCACUCUCUCUCUCUCUCUGUCUCUCUUCAGUUCUCCACACCACUUUUAUACACUCAACCUUUCACCCCUGACCAUGGACAAACUGCUCCCUUUCUUUCUUUCUCUGGCAGUGCAGACCCCAAUGUUGUCCACGAUGAAUGUAACCAACUAAGUGUAUAGCGUGGUUGACUCGUGUCUUUCUCUCUCUCUCUCUCUCUCACUUCUGUCGUCGUUUUACUGUGACUUCUGCUUUCUGUGAGAUCAGUGAUGAUGCACUUUUAGGGCAAACGGACGGACGAUGAGAAAACAAUAAAGGUUCUUUUUUCAGUAA